Eucalyptus grandis is the source of this 1645-nucleotide messenger RNA. RefSeq names its product cytochrome P450 71AU50. The record is from RefSeq and is a predicted model, not a curated record. The coding region runs from base 1 to 1500 and encodes 499 amino acids. Gene Ontology annotation, molecular function: oxidoreductase activity, acting on paired donors, with incorporation or reduction of molecular oxygen; monooxygenase activity; heme binding. NCBI's taxonomy places the organism in Eukaryota, Viridiplantae, Streptophyta, Magnoliopsida, Myrtales, Myrtaceae. The transcript has 2 exons.
AUGGCGUGGAUAUGGAUAACACUCCUCGCUUUGAUUGCUCAUCUCUUAUUGCGAGCUUUGCUGUGGGAAACACGGGAUAAGAAGAAAUUGCCUCCCGGUCCAAGAGGGUUUCCGAUUCUUGGAAACCUCCCUUUGUUAGGGAAGAAUCCUCACCAUGAUCUCCACAAACUAGCUAAAAAAUAUGGACCCCUCAUGUACUUGCGCCUCGGGUUCGUGCCCACGAUCCUCAUCUCAUCACCCGAAGUGGCCGAGCAAUUCCUCAAGACCCAUGAUCUUAUUUUCGCGAGCCGGCCGCCUCAUGAGGCCGCAAAACACAUAUCUUAUGAGCAAAGGAGCUUGGCAUUUGCGCCGUACGGCCCAUAUUGGAGGAACAUUAGAAAGAUGUGCACUUUGGAGCUCCUUAGCAAUGCAAAAAUCUACUCCUUCAGAUCCAUGAGAAGAGACGAGGUCGGCUUGCUUGUGAAUUUUCUCAAAGACGCAUCUCGUGACCACAUGGCCAUUGACUUGAGCGCGAAGAUCUCAUCGCUAAGUGCCGACAUGAGUUGUCUGAUGGUCUUCGGGAAGAAGUACAUGGACAGGGAGUUUGACGAGAGAGGGUUCAAGACCGUGGUUCAAGAAGUGAUGGUGUUGACCGCCACGCCGAACAUCGGUGACUAUGUUCCUUUUUUGGCAUCAUUUGAUCUUCAGGGGUUGACGAAGCGCAUGAAAGCCGUGAGCAGAGUAUUCGAUGCUUUCUUCGAGAAAAUUAUUGACGAGCACUUGGAGAACAAGAAAGAAGAAGGACAGACCAAAGAUUUUGUUGAUGUCAUGUUGGGUAUCAUGGGAUUGAACGAGGGAGAGUACCAUAUCGACAGGCCCCAUAUCAAAGCCAUAAUUCUGGACAUGUUGGCAGGUUCAAUGGAUACUUCAGCGACCGCAAUAGAGUGGGCAAUGGCCGAACUUAUAAAACAUCCUAGGGCAAUGAAAAAGCUCCAAGAAGAACUAGAGAAAGCUGCGGGACUAAAUAGAGCAGUGGAGGAAUCAGAUUUAGAGGGCUUGGACUACUUACACAUGGUCAUCAAGGAGACCAUGAGGCUUCACCCGGUGGCUCCGCUUUUGCUUCCCCACGAGGCGACCGAGGACUGCACGGUGAACGGCUUCCACAUACCCUACAAGUCGAGAGUCAUCGUUAAUGUGUGGUCCAUUGGAAGGGACCCGAAAGUGUGGACCACUCAUGACCCGGAAGAGUUCGUGCCUGAAAGAUUCUUAGGGUCGAGUGUGGAUGUUAAGGGACGUGACUUUCAACUCCUGCCGUUCGGAACAGGCCGCCGAGGGUGCCCUGGGAUGCAGCUCGGCUUGACCGUGGUGCGAUUUGUGGUUGCUCAACUUGUGCACUGCUUUGACUGGGAGCUUCCUAGCGGCAUGUCACCAAGCGAACUUGACAUGACCGAAAAGUUCGGGCUCGCUACUCCUAGAGCCAAGCAUCUUGUGGUCACACCUAGGUACCGUUUGAGUGAGUGAAUAAGAUUUAGACUUUUUAAUGGACGAUUGAGUUCCCAAAAAUAAAUAUAAUCUUAUCCGGAAGUCUCACGGUGUCAAUUUUUAUACCAAAUGGAUUUCUACUAAUUUGUAAUGUGCUUUUCACUUGAUUUAAAAGUGUCAUUGU